AUGUGGACAUCUCCUGCAGCGGGGCCCUGUCUGCUGGCUGCUGCUGCGCUCCUGUCCAGUCUACUCUACUUUGUGACAGCCACGGAAGAUGAUGUCACACCACGCAUCAGCUUCACCUAUAAUGCAAAGGAGAGGUUAACCAGCAGAUUCUCAGCAGCUGGAGUCUUCAAUUACACCACGCUGCUGCUGAGCCAGGAGGAUGACAUGCUGUACGUGGGGGCCAGAGAGACACUGUUUGCACUCAGUCUCUCCAACAUCAGCACCAGCGGCCUGCAGAAGAACCUGACGUGGGGAACUCCCAUUGGAAAGAGAGAGGAGUGCAGCUUCAAAGGAAAGAGUUUACAGACUGAUUGCUUCAACUAUAUCAAAAUCCUGCUGCGGCUCAACAGCACUCACCUCUACGUGUGCGGCACCUACGCCUUCAGUCCCAUCUGCGCCUACAUCAACACAACAUCGUUCACACUAGAGAGAGAUGAUGUUGGAGAAGUGGUAACUGAAGAUGGACGCAGUCGGUGCCCUUUUAAUCCAGAGUACAAAUCUACGGCUAUAAUAGUUGAUGGAGAACUGUACACUGGCACGGUCAGUAACUUCCAGGGGAACGAGCCGGUCAUUUACAAGAGCUUGGGCCAGACAGCAGCACUAAAGACAGAAAACUCUUUAAAAUGGCUACAAGAUCCGGUCUUUGUGGGCUCCGCGUACAUUGAAGAGAGUCAACCGGUAGGGAACCCCGUCGGAGAUGAUGACAAGAUAUACUUUUUCUUCAGCGAGGCGGGGAAGGAAUUUGACUUCUUCGACAACACCAUUGUGUCGCGGAUUGCUCGCGUGUGUAAAGGGGACAAAGGCGGAGAGCGUGUGCUGCAGAAGAAGUGGACAACCUUUCUAAAGGCUCAGCUCCUCUGUUCCCUCCCCGACGAUGGAUUUCCCUUUAACAUCAUCCAAGACAUGUUUGUCCUAAAGCCCACAGGAGACAGCUGGGAGAGCACUGUUUUUUAUGGCGUCUUCACCUCUCAGUGGUACAAAGGAGCAUCAGGCAGUUCUGCAGUGUGCGCCUUUACGAUGGCUCAAGUGGAAAGAGCGUUUAGUGGCCGCUACCGUGAGGUCAAUAGGGAAACUCAGCAGUGGUACACAUACAAUCAUCCCAUUCCCGAACCUCGACCUGGGGCGUGUGUAACGAAUCAUGCCAGGCAAAUGGGCAUUCAGUCGUCCCUACACAUGCCGGACAAAGUACUUAACUUUGUCAAGGACCAUUUCCUUAUGGACAGUGUGAUCCGCAGUUCCCCUCUCCUGCUCAAACGUAAUGUGCGCUACACACAAAUUGCGGUGCAUAAGAUCCAGGGCAUUGAGAGGGCCUAUGAUGUCCUCUUUAUUGGAACAGAUGACGGGAAGCUCCAUAAAGCUAUAAACGCCAACGAUAAGAUGCACAUCAUUGAAGAGAUGGUGCUGUUUGCUGAGCCUCAGCCUGUGCAACAUAUUGAGCUGGAUCCACAACGGGGUCUAUUGUUUGUUUCGUCCCACUCUGGAUUGGUGGAGGUUGCUGUGGCCAACUGCUCCAACUAUGUGAGCUGUGGAGAGUGUGUUCUGUCCCGAGACCCGUACUGCGCCUGGACAGGGAGGAUGUGUCGAGACGUCAGGAUGGCACCACCAGACAGCCGCUGGCAGCAAGAUGUGGAGGAGGCCGAUACUUCAGUCAUUUGUAACAGGACAUUCCCCAGUGCCAGGUCUGCCAGACCAGCAGCUUCCCGUGGUAGCUGCCAGUUCGUCACAAUCCCAGCCAACACAUUCCGAGUCCUGCCGUGUAAGCUGCGCUCAAACUUGGCACGCAGGAAGUGGCAUUACAGCGACAGUGCUAGCCAGUCCUUGUAUGCAACCCCAGAAGGAAACCUGGUGGUGGUGGCUCAAGUAGACAAGAUGGAGACAUACGAGUGCUGGUCCGAGGAGGAGGGCUUCCGUCAGCUGUUGGCUAAUUACUGCGUGAGAGCCGAGCCGCGCCACGAGAGCACCACGUUGUUCGGACACUCACGAACGCCUCAUGUGGAGCAGGAAGAAACCAUCAUCUUCCCCGGUCAAUCUCGCUCCGAGCAAGAGCACACAAAAACCUACUGGAACGAGCUCAUUGUGGUCUGCGCGCUACUGGCCUUUUCUUUGGUCGUAUUCUCACUGUUUGUCAUCUACAGAAACAGAGAUCACAUGAAGUCUAUGUUAAAGCAAGGAGAGUGUCCUAAUAUGCAACAGAAAAAACCGAGAAUAGUAGGAAAGCCCACGGAGAGCUUGCCUUUGAACGGCAACACUAUUCCUGUAUCUACAUCUGAUCACAAGGGCUACCAGACAUUGAACGACAACUAUAUCUGCAGCACGCCCACACAUGAGUCCUCGCCGGACAACAGCAAGAGCUUCUCGGAGGCGUCUGACAGAAGGCCCCUCAGCGCAAAAGAAAGCCACGUCGAAUACUCCCCAACCUGCCCACGGCCGAGAGUAAGGCUCGGCUCUGAGAUAAAAGACUCCAUUGUAUGA
Knipowitschia caucasica is the source of this 2511-nucleotide messenger RNA. The record is from the annotation of a GenBank genome assembly. NCBI's taxonomy places the organism in Eukaryota, Metazoa, Chordata, Actinopteri, Gobiiformes, Gobiidae.